CCGCCCGCGAUUCGCUACGCCAUGGGCUCCUCGCCGGGGAGCAGCAGCUACGACUGCUCCUUCAAGAUCCUCCUCAUCGGGGACUCCGCCGUCGGCAAGAGCAGCCUCCUCGUCAGCUUCGUCUCCGCCGCACCCGCAGACGACGACAUCUCGCCCACCAUAGGAGUGGAUUUCAAAAUCAAGUUUCUCACUGUCGGUGACAAGAAACUGAAGCUGACAAUAUGGGAUACCGCUGGCCAAGAGAGGUUUAGGACAAUCACUAGUUCUUACUACAGAGGUGCUCAUGGAAUCGUUCUAGUUUAUGAUGUCACAAAGAGACAAAGUUUCACAAAUUUGGCUGAUGUAUGGGCCAAGGAAAUCGAAUUGCACUCGACAAACAAAGAGUGCAUCAAAAUGCUUGUUGGAAACAAAGUGGACAAGGAUGAGGAAAGAUUGGUAACAAGGGAAGAAGGGCUUGCCUUUGCACAGGAAUGUGGAUGCCUAUUUCUCGAGAGCAGUGCUAAAACAAGAGAAAACGUGGAGAAAUGUUUUGAAGAGCUUGCACUAAAGAUUCUUGAGGUUCCAAGUCUCUCGGAGGAAGGCUCUUCAGUUGUUAAGAGGAACUCGCUGAAACAGAAGCAGGAGAACAACGCAAAACUCGGCGGAGGAUGCUGCCAGUAGAUCCAGUUCAUUGUAUGCAACCGACUAGAUCUCGUGAUCGAUGACGCCUAGACAUAGCCUGUUCUUGUGUUCUGAUGUAAAUGAGUUGUAACUAAGUGCUCACCGGUGCAGCAGCCAGCGUGUGAGUUAAAGAAGAAAUAACAGCAACUUGAGGUUUUGGUGUGAAGGGUGGGAAUCGAUCUGUACAAAGGGAGACAAUGGUUUUCCUGACCAACUUGGUCUGGUGACACGGUUUGCUGACUGUAAGGAGGUCAG
This is a messenger RNA of Lolium rigidum, 915 nucleotides long. Its product is annotated as ras-related protein RABC2a-like. Lineage: Eukaryota; Viridiplantae; Streptophyta; Magnoliopsida; Poales; Poaceae. The transcript has 6 exons. The coding region runs from base 22 to 660 and encodes 212 amino acids. The record is from RefSeq and is a predicted model, not a curated record. Gene Ontology annotation, molecular function: GTP binding; GTPase activity.